GUGACGGCUCUCUGGACCACUCAGCCGUUUCCUGGAUGAUGUAAUGCUGGUUACGUCAGAUCCUGGAGAAAUGAUGGUGAGGGAGACCGCUGUAAAACAACAACAAAGCGUCUGGAAAUCAAAGUAAAAGAAACCGAAAUAAUACCGACACGAAACAAUUACAAAGAUUAGGUGCUUCACGGCGACUCCUCAGCGAAAUGGCGGCUGAGGAGGUCAGGGAAGUGGUUCGUGUGAGAGUCAAGAAGUGUGAUGGGUUCCAGCAGCCAGAGUUGCGCUCCUUUGCAGUGGACCCACAGAUCACUUCACUGGACGUCCUGCAGCACAUCCUGAUCAGAGCCUUCGACCUCAAUGAGAAGAGGAGUUUUGGGAUCAGCUACCUGUCCCGGGACAGGCAGGGUGUGGAGCUGUACCUCUCUCUGCUGUCGGACUGGGACCUGGAUGCAGCCUUCCUCAGUGCCUCCAAACCCUACCUGCAGCUGAAGAUCGACAUCAAGCCAGCCGAGGACAGCCCCCUGCUGGAGGACUGGGAUAUCAUCAGCCCGAAGGAUGUGAUAGGUACUGACCUCCUGCCAGGAGAGAGGAAGUCUCUGGCUGCUGCUGCUCUGCCCUUCACACAGUCCCUUCUCUCCCAGGUUGGCAGGACCCUGUCGCGAGUGCAGCAGGCUCUCAGCUGGUCCUAUGGGGAGGAUGCGAAGCCCUUCAAGCCACCACUGAGCGACGCAGAGUUCCACAGCUACCUGAACCACCAGGGUCAGCUGACCCGACCGGAGGAUCUGAGACUGAGGAUCUACCACGGGGGUGUGGAGCCCUCCCUCCGCAAGGUGGUGUGGCGCUACCUGCUGAACGUGUACCCUGACGGUCUGACGGGUCAGGAGCGCAUGGACUACAUGAAGAGGAAGACGCGGGAGUACGAGCAGCUGAAGGGGCAGUGGAGCCAGCGGGCCAGCCCUGAGGACCUGGAGUUCAUCCGGGGGAACGUGCUGAAAGACGUGCUGAGAACUGACCGCACGCACCCUUACUACGCAGGGUCCGAGGACAGCCCCCACCUCACCGCGCUGACCGACCUGCUCACUACCUACGCCAUCACUCACCCGCAGAUCUCGUACUGCCAGGGUAUGAGUGACCUGGCCUCCCCCAUCCUGGCUGUCAUGGAUAACGAGGCCCACGCCUUCAUCUGCUUCUGCGGGCUCAUGAAGCGCCUGGAGGGGAACUUCCGGCCGGACGGCAGCCUCAUGUCCCUCAAGUUCCAGCACCUGAAGCUGCUGCUGCGCCACUCCGACCCCGAGUUCUAUGCCUACCUGGUCUCCCGCGGCGCGGACGACCUCUUCUUCUGCUACCGCUGGCUGCUGCUCGAGCUUAAGAGGGAGUUCGCCUUUGAGGACGCCCUGAGGAUGCUGGAGGUCACCUGGAGCUCCCUGCCCCCUGACCCUCCGGAGACCGAGGUGGAGCUGCUGGGGCCUGCCUUGGAGGAGGGCGAGAGGGAGCGGGAGGAGAGUGGGGAGGAAAGGAGGGAGAGGCACAUGGUUAGGCCCACUGUCCAGGGUGAGGGAGAGGAGCGAGAAGGGCUUAGAGAGGGGAGGGAGUUACGAAAGGAGAGGAGGGAGAGGCACUUGCUAAGUUCUACCCCCCAGGGGGAGGGGGACAGAGAAGAGAGGAGGGAAAGGAGGGAGAAGCACAUGCAAAGGCCCACCACUCACGGUGAAGGAGAGGAGAGGAAAAGUGGGGAGACGAGUGACGGAGAUGAGAGGGAGAACACAGGCGAGGAGAGGAUGGAGAGAGGCAAAGAUGAGAGUGGUGAAGAAUGGAGGAAGAAGCACUUGUUUAGACUUGCUGACCAGGGUGAUAGGGAUGGCGAUAGGUGGGAGGAGAGGGAGAGGUAUGAGAGGGUCAUGUUAAGACCCACCACCCCAGUUGAGGGAGAGGAGAGUGAGAGGGAAAGGAGAGCAGAGACGCUUAGGCUGAGACCAGCCUCCCAGCAUGAGAGAGAGGAGGGGGGAGGAGAGAGGGAGGAGAUGGAGACAAGAGAGAGAGAAGAAGGUAGGAGGGAGAGAGAGGGGACGAUUACUGGAGAUAGUAGGGAGAGGAUGCUGAGACCGUACCAAGAUGAAGAGGAGAGGGAAAGACAAAGAAAGGGUGAGAGUGAGUUAGUGGAGAAAGAAAGGAGGCACACAGAGAGACCCAACACCCAAGGUGAAGGGGGGGGAGAAGGGAGGUGCGAACCGAGACCCAACACCCAGGAUGGGAGAGAGGAAAAUGAGAGUGGGGUGAGGAUAGAGAUAGAAGCAAGAGUGAAAGAGGGGAGAGAUGGACUGAGGUGGAAUAACCGAGGGGUGAGAGAGGGGGGAAGGGAUCCUGAAGAAAAUCCUUCUGAGGAUGCUGAGAGGGCGGGAAUCAUAGGGAGCGAAGAACACAAACCAAGUCUAAAAGAGAAUCCAUCAGCAGAACUGGAUUGGGGAAUACCGAGGCCCGUAGAGGAUUCUUUCGCGGUGAAAGCAGAGGGAGGAAGGCAAGCAUCCACCGGGGAAGGAUUACUGAUAAAAGAACAGAACAAAGCAGAGGGAGAGGGAAAGGUGGGGCACAGUGUCCUGCCACUGACACCCCUAGGAAAACAAUCCAGUUUCGGGGAGUAUAAAUACUACAGCGCCUGCAACGAGAGUUUUGACCUUGAGGAAAAAACAAACUUGGAGAAUCUGGACAAUGUGAUCAAUCUGAUAAAUGUUUUAAACAGCACAGUGGAUGAGACUAGCCAGACUCCUAGCCCAUCUGUCCUCUCCCGACACCCCACUGAGGAAAGCGAGGGAGAGCUGGGAGAAGGGGAGAGAGAACCUCUCAUUAAACUGCCAAAUCAGCCGCCUGCCUCCCACCCCCUCCCAGUCAGCAACGUCUCCAGGAGAACAACGUCACCCAGUGGAAGGGUGGGCUCUCCAUCUCUACCCAAUGGGAAGCCAGCCUCCCCUUUGCUGGCCAAUGGGAAGCUGGCCUCGCCUUUGUUGGCCAAUGGGAAGGUAGGAUCUCCUUGCCUCUGCGGCGACAGAGAAAGAGGAGAGCGCCCAGUCUCUCCCUGCCUACCCAACUGGCGCACUGCAUCUUUCUCGCUGCCCAAUAGGAAGUCCCCAUCUGCGCCGACCGGGCGUCGUAACUCCACUUACUCCCCCCCUUCAUCCUCUCCCUGCCUGUCCAACAGACUACCUUCCCCCUCCCUCCCCAACAAGACAAGCACCCCUGCUACCCCGGAGGGCCAGGUUUGGGGCGUCACGCAGAAAGAAGACAAGCAGCCCCCAGUUUCCCUGCCGCCCCCUCAGGAAUUUGGCAAAGGGAACCCCUUCAUGCUUUUCCUGUGCCUGUCCAUCCUCCUGGAGCACAGGGAUCACAUCGUGAAGAACGGGCUGGAUUACAACGAGCUGGCCAUGCAUUUCGACAGGCUGGUCCGCAAGCACAACCUGAACAGAGUGUUGCACCGCGCCAAGGCUUUGUUCGCAGAUUACCUGCACAGCGAGGUCUGGGACUCGGAGGAAGGGGACGAGGCCAGCUCUGACUCCCCGGCACCCCAGAGCCCUUCUCAGCCUUUCUCCUGACCUUUCCUAUCCUCUGGUGGAAACCAGCCAGUGACAAUGACCAAUACACAGCUCCCAACACGUCCCCAUGUAACGCUGCUAAUGGGGCUGCUGUUCCUUCUUUGUAUGACGUACAGUAACAACCAGUAACAAUGCUGGUGACGACAGACUGUUUUGUGAGACGGCAUAGCAUGUAUUCAUAAGUAUAAAUCACAUUUAUUUGAAGAAUUUGAUGGACUCUCCCGAGAAUGUACAGAAGCGCUCCAGCAAUGACGCUGCAAUGUCAGGAAGUGUUACAAAUCAGCGAUCAAACCAAUUUUAGGGUUUUUUUUUUUUCCUGAUACAGAAUUAUUUCAAUCCUGUUUUCAUGACCUUUAUGACGACCUGGAGUAUCAAUCCUAGGGUUGGAACAAUAAUCGAUUUAUUGGGGUAUUAUAUGAAAUGUAUUUGUUAUUUAUAGUGUUAGAAAAGUAUUAUUUAUAAUGUCAUUAAUAAUCUUGCAACAGAUGUUUUAUUCCUCUUAAUUUGUAUAUAAAGAGAUGCUGUGUGGAGGGGGAUGGGGGUGUUGUGCCAUGUAUUAAACUGGGAAAUGAAAAACACAGACCCCUCUCCCUAUUGGGGGAGAGAACACUGGUAUGACUUUAUUUUGAAAAAGCAAAAAAAAAAUAGGGAGGAGGUCUCAAUUUAUGUGAAAACAAUAUUUAAGAAAAUGGUGGUUAUCGAGAUAAAUGUGUCCGGUAAUUGAAAAUAUCAUUAUCAUCCAGCCCUAAUCAUUUCAAAUGAACACAUUAACACAAGAGGUCAAGCAUCCUCUACUGGUCAACGUGAGCUGGACUGACCCUCUUCAUGGCCACACACAGAAGUCUGUAUAGAUGUCACUGUGUUGUCCAUUACGUACAACUGUUUUGUUAUAACUGGGGUGAGUUUUCACAAAAAAACUCUGUAGAAGGUCAGAUCUAAUCAAGAACCCCCCCACAAAAAAAAAAAAAGAAACCCAA
This is a messenger RNA of Acipenser ruthenus (sterlet), 4552 nucleotides long. RefSeq names its product TBC1 domain family member 25-like. The record is from RefSeq and is a predicted model, not a curated record. Gene Ontology annotation, cellular component: autophagosome. NCBI's taxonomy places the organism in Eukaryota, Metazoa, Chordata, Actinopteri, Acipenseriformes, Acipenseridae. Gene Ontology annotation, biological process: activation of GTPase activity; regulation of autophagosome maturation. The transcript is spliced from 7 exons. Gene Ontology annotation, molecular function: GTPase activator activity. Bases 198 to 3575 code for a protein of 1125 amino acids.